UGGUUCCAGUGAAAACAGUUCAACUUGGUGAACCAGUGACCUUAACAUGUGCUUUGCCCAAAGGGCUCCAGAGUGGAGAAGUCCACUGGUACAAGCAGAAUCACGGGGAUACCCUAAAGUUAAUUAUGACAUCGUUUAAAUCUACACCAGCGGAAUAUGGUCCUGCAUUUUCUAAAUCAAGAUUUGAGCAACAUAAUGAUAACAGUUUCAGCAAUGUGACUAUUUUGAAGACCGUCCAAGAGGACGAGGGAAUCUAUCACUGUGGGCUCACAGAGUGGAUUAGGACUAACUGGAGUGGCACAUAUUUGUUUGUAAAAGGAAACAAUCAGAAAGCAUCAGUAGUUGUUCAACAGCUGACAGGAUCAAAUCCAAUCCAUCCAGGAGACACAGUGACUUUCCAGUGUUCAGUCUCUCACUCUGUCAACAAGACGUGUCCAGGAGGUCUCAGAGUUCUUUGGUUCAGAGACAGAUCUCAUGAAUCUCAUCCAGUCAUUUACACUGAUGGAAAUACACAUGAUGAAUGUGAGAAAAGAUCAGACACUCAGAAAAGAUGCAUUUAUCGCUUCUCUAAGCACGUCAGCUCCUCCGAUGCUGGGACUUACUACUGUGCUGUGGCCACAUGUGGGGAGAUAUUAUUUGGAAAUGGAACUAAACUGGAUAUUCACGGAGACUACACAUGGUCAAAGAGCGCCAGCACAGUUGUUUUUCUACUGUGUGCUUUACUGGCGAUAUGUCUGAUUGUUAUAGCUGUCCUUAUUUGCACAUCAAAGAAAAACAGCAUGGAUAACUGUGAAGUUGCUGUUCUGCAGGAAAACUUUAGUGAUCAGAGAAGACAACAGAAUAAGGACACAUGGAUGUUUUCUGCUGCUGUCUUUACCCUGAUGAAAGCUGAGAGAGGUGCAUUAAAGGAUGGAAAAAUGUCGAAAAGGCAGCGACUCUACAUGGCUUGCAAGGCUUUGGGGCUGGAUUAGUGAAUUAGCUAGCCUAUUGAGUAUGCAAUAAUCGAGCUGAUGUUUGCUUUUUAAUAAUGGGCUUCUUAUCUCUUUUAGUAUUCAAUACAGUAUAUGUUAUAUCAGCAUGCUUAUUUGUAUUUAGAAUGAAUUAUGUGCACACGUUGCAUUGAUGCAUGAAUGCUGUUGCAUGAACUGUGUGCAAAAGUCAAAGGCAGAAAUGUAAUUUCAGUUCUGUAAUGUAUCAACUGUACUAAAAUUCUGCAACAUGAAUAAAUAUAAU
This is a messenger RNA of Haplochromis burtoni (Burton's mouthbrooder), 1233 nucleotides long. Its product is annotated as signal-regulatory protein beta-2-like. The transcript is spliced from 5 exons. Bases 126 to 971 code for a protein of 281 amino acids. The record is from RefSeq and is a predicted model, not a curated record. Lineage: Eukaryota; Metazoa; Chordata; Actinopteri; Cichliformes; Cichlidae. Gene Ontology annotation, biological process: response to bacterium.